Molecule: messenger RNA, 668 nt
Organism: Arachis stenosperma
Lineage: Eukaryota; Viridiplantae; Streptophyta; Magnoliopsida; Fabales; Fabaceae
Product: stigma-specific STIG1-like protein 1
Exons: 1
Coding region: 46-474 (142 amino acids)
Source: RefSeq, a predicted model, not a curated record
ACAAAUAUAAUCAACUUCAACAAGCUUUCCUGUCUCGAGCAGAAAAUGAAUAAGUUGUUGAAGACCGUUUUUCUUGUGUCCAUGCUAAUAAUGGCGUUGGCAAUUACUAUGCCAACAAGAGUAGAAUCUUUCGAAACCAAUAAUGAGAAUGAUGGGGAACCAAAUUCUGUGAGAGGAACAAGCCGGUUCUUGUCUCAGAGAAGCAGCAAGGCAAGUCUGACAUGUGAGAGAAACCCAAAGGUUUGCUAUAGCAUAAGAGGGAGUGGAGGUCCUAAUUGCUGCAACAACAAGUGUGUCGACUUCAACACAGAUGAAUUGAACUGCGGAAAGUGUGGGAAGAAAUGUGGAUAUUCCAAGAUAUGCUGUGAAGGUAAGUGCAUCAAUCCAAAGACUAAUGAGAAGCACUGUGGCAAAUGCGGCAACAAGUGCAAUUCCAAAGGCUCUUGUGUCUAUGGCUUGUGCAGCUAUGCUUAGAACUUUACAACAGAAUCGGAAUAAUUAAUGUCUCCUUUAAUUCCAAAGGCUCUUUGAAUUGUAACAUUAUUGCAAUUCUUUAAUUGUACGAAAAAUGUAAUGUCUCCUUUAAUUUAUUGUUUGUUGCUGUUAAUAAGUACAACUUGUAAUUUGUUUAUCAAAUAAAUGAAUGCAUCUACUCCAUUGUUUUUUAA